Molecule: messenger RNA, 765 nt
Organism: Cyclocybe aegerita
Lineage: Eukaryota; Fungi; Basidiomycota; Agaricomycetes; Agaricales; Hemipholiotaceae
Source: the annotation of a GenBank genome assembly
AUGAAGUGCGCGAGGUGUAAAGUGGCAAUUUAUUGCUCCAGAGAGUGCCAAAAAGCUCAUUGGUCUACCCAUAAACCCGACUGCGGCAUCCCGGGGACCGACGACAGGCCUUUGGUUACCAAGAUCCUCGCGCGCUUCUGGAAGAACCCAACCUUGCUGCAACUCUUCCAAGAGCAAGUUACGAGGACGUUCUACGAUUACAUUUAUGCAGAUGGCGUCCCGAACUUGGAUAAAAUGUGCAUUGGCGAAGUCGUUUCCUACUUCGCUCCAUGCACCGCAGCACGCUCGUCCCAGGCCCAGCCCUCCGAGAUGGGGAUGUUUCAAGUCUCGCACAUCGUCGAUCGUACCCCGCGGAACGACGCUGAAAAAGCCACGGUUCCCUCGUACGAGUAUUGUGUGCAACUAUGGAAGGACAUGUGUCGGUAUCAGGUAGAAGACCGUGGCCGUCUCGUCAACCCAAUUAUUGUCAUCAUGUUCUGGUGCCAGGGUGUAAUCGCGCAGAUAAUGGGCGUCCCGAUGACUGCUGCGAGCAUUAGGGACGCAAAAAAUAAUGAGAGGUCUGCGACGAUGGCUGUCCCUUCCCUCAAUAUUGUAUCCUUCAGCCAAGAGCUUCCUCAAGGUUCAUUUACGUAUAUCAACAAAACGAUACAGUCAGACAAGAAAGACCAGCUGGGGAUGCGGAAGCCAAUGUCGGAAAUAGACAAGGAGUUGUGGGCGACCACUCCACACGUUGGGCCUUUCGAGAAAACCCCGACAAGGGAAUAA